CGAGUUUAUAAUUCCAUUUCAAACAGACAGCAAGGCUCCUCUGUCUCUGGGUGUAUUUAUAGAUGCGUGUGUAUAGCGUACUUACAGGAUUGGAAAAUAAAUAAAUCAGUCGCGUUUCAGAUUCAAUUCGACUCGUGUCGAUAGAAAUUUGCGAAUUAUAAAUUUAUAUCAGGUCUCGAGCUCUCGAUGACAGAGGCGAGUUUGAAUUGGUUUGUUUUGAAAACGUCAAAGACGUCAUCUGAAAAAGGGAUAAAUGGACGCGCACGCGCGCGUCCGACGCACCAGGUGGUCGUCGAUGGUGACGAUACUUUUAGCACAAGCCGGGUGGGCGGGAGGGUGGCCGUAGGGUGGUUUAUCGACCAGGAUACGAGGUCUCAAAAGGUUCAGUAGUCGUGGGACCACCACCCCGUCAAAACGAGCUUUUGUCGAACGCGAGCUUCGCGGACGCUUCGCAGUGCUCCCAUUUUUUCUCUCUCCCCCUGUCCCCCUUUCUCUUUCUCGACUUUUCGUCUUUUCGCCCGCUAUCCUUCUUUCUCGCUCUCUUGAUACUUUCCAAGGUUGUGCAAUCGAGUACGUCGCAGGCCAGGGGGUUCCAUAUAUCUCACGCGCGAGGAUUCAGCUAACGAAAAUGAUUACGGCGUUACCGGUACCUUCGGUGAAGGUCUUUCACAAGACUUACUACCAGGAGAAAGGAUUGCGGAUAGGGAACAGCCAGCCGGGAAGUCCACUGGCGGAGAGCGAGGCGGUACUGGCCAUGUUAGACAAAGAGCCACCGGAGUACUAUUUUUGCGGAAAGGUAAAUUCGCUGUACGUCGUCGUCGGCUCGCUGUUGCUGGGAGCUGUAGUCCUGGUUGUCGGUCUGGUGCAGCUGGCUCCGGGCGCGGAAGCCGCGCAAAAUUCGGCGGCGCUCAUCGCCACCGGUAGCGGCCUCCUGGUGAUAGGGAUGUUCCUCGCCCCGCUGAGAGCCGUGUGCAUUAGAAAGCAGAGCGCGGCGCAAAAGGACGGCACCCAUCAGCGGAGCGUCACCAGCAUAGAUAUGCUGUUGGCUCAGCACAGGGAUUUCACGGUCCUGACGCCCGACGAACUCGAGGAUCUCGUGGGCCGGUCGACGUCCAACAACCUGGAGAACAAGCCUCACAAGCAAGGUCACAAUACCUAGGUACCGCCUGCCUCGAGGAAGGUGCUACCUUCCGCGUCUACCGCGUCUCCGCCGUGCACGAGUACCACGCCACCAUCGUCCGUCACGUCGUCAGGACCAAGUUCCUCCAUUCUGUACACGCAUCGUUACGAUACGCGCGAGCAUAGUUUGGUUUAAUCAAUGUGCGCACUCGCUACGUUAUUUCCGAAUAGAGCCGUCACGCAUUUUCUAACGGUGCGAGCGAAAAGCCGGGGCCCUUUGAGCUCCAGGGUUGCGACGUAGCGCGACUCGUCGACGUAAGAAAGUGGCUACACACGUAGACUUCGUCAUAUUCGAAAAAUUCUCCGACACGGUAAUCAUUGCUUCUUUCUCGCGGCUCUUUCAUUCGCGCUUGUCGCGUUGAAAAAUGAUCGAUCGCGCGCGCAUUUGACAUUUCUUUGCAUCCACGUAUGAACGACAGCGAAUAGAGGAAUUUCAACGAGUUGUUUGAUGGCAUUCGAUUUUGUUGAUUUCUUGCUCGCUGACUUUACGGUCUCGAAGCUAAAUUACAGUACGCGCUGACACAGGGUGUGUAGCUUUAAUUACGUUAUUAUAGUUGACGAUAUCGGUCGAUCGUAUGACAUGGACAUGGAGUUAUAAAAUAAUUACACUCGCACGCUAAUUGCACGCAACAAGAUAUGCAAAUUAUCACAGGAAUAUUUAUUGCGAAAAAUAAAGUCGGCGAAGGUGACAAAUUUCGCAGCGAGAAAUAUAAUAUGCAAUUUUUACUCGUCCUACGAGAACUCGAGCAUGAUAUUUUGGAAAGAACGUCCGCGAAUAAUGUGCGGAAAAGAGAAAAGUUCAAGUUUAAAUCAAGUUCUGGGAGGGCCGAAUUUGGAGUCUUGAAAGGGACAAUCGCCCAAAACGCGGAUAUUGUAGAUAUUGAAAGAAAGAAAACCAAACACAAUCGCAUAAUAAAUUUCACGAAAUAAUUUUUUCUCCCUCCAUUUUGCAAAAACAUUUUUUUAUUUUCUAGAGAUCUUUAUUCCCAGAUUGUCCCUUGCACUCUUAAAUUCGGUCCCUCGGACAAUUUUAAAAAAUUUUUCGUGAAUGUAUAAAGAUUUCGCGUCACUAUCGUUCUCCAUCGUUGCAUUAACUAAAAUAAUUGUUUUCAAAUAUUUCCAUUAUCGAGCUAAAUUACACAUGAAGCAAUUUUAUAUACGUACGAAUCAAAAAUUAAAGGUUCUCUCUUUGAAGGAAAAAAAAGCACAUGUGAUUUGCUAUAUUUAAAGCGUGCAGAAACGAUCGCUCGUACGCAUUUUGAAUCGAAUACGUGCGUUUCAGAAUCAGACAUCUCCUACAUCGCUACGCACUUUCGAUUCUCCGAUUCAAAAUGCAACCAUCGAAGACGACAAGUUGUACUUUGUCCGUGUUGUAAUAUCGUGGAAAUUUUAUCGACAACAUUUUUUCGCGUUACACAUCGUUAAGAGAGAUGCUUUAACGUUGGAGGCACAAUCCUUUUUACUAUAAAUACGUAGUAACGGACGUUACUUUCUCAAAGACUAAAUUGUGUUCAAUUUAUAGGUGAAUGAGUCUGAUGUACCGAGCAACUUUGUCGUGUAUCUCUAUAUUGCGAGUUAUUUAAAUAAAGAUAUAUAAUUCGCGAGUGACAUACGUAUAGAUAAGAUUCGGAAAUCUUCCUCGACAAUUGUUCCCUGCAGGACGAUAAAAACAAAAAAAAAAAAAUGAGAGGACGAGAGAAAUUAUACGCGUAGAAAAGACUCGUAAAUUUUACCGAAUAUCUCCUUGUCAAAUUUAAAACGCGUACUCAUCGUGUGCGACGACGGUACGAUUAUAGAACGACGACAGACAGAGACACGCGAUAUGUAUAGCCCCAUCGAUAGGCCGUGCAUAAUGUCAAGAUCGUUGAACGAAAAGGUAAAACGGCGUAAUAUGCCGGAUCGGAUGAGUAACGACGAACCUCACGCGCAAUGAAACAUACCGAGAUCAAUACGAUAUGCUUAUAUAGAGUGGCGUGCAAAGAGCGAGAAUCGGCAACCUCCGACCUGGGUUUGAAAGUCCUUUAGCGAGAAUUUCAACGCCGGGCGCAAUUAGCUCUCACCUUCGAAAUUUCCGAGUUCUAAUUACGAAAUGAGGCCUUGAUUUAAAUUCUCGCUCAAACAAGGUCGAAAGCGAGAGGCUUGUUCGUGAUCGCCGAUUUUCGCCUUUUCGAGAUCACAGCUUAGUACAUACACACAAAUCAUAAUUAAACGCUUAGGAUAGAUGUCAGGUAUCGAAUCGAUGUUCUUCGUUGGAAAAGGCAAAAGGAUCGAAACUUGAUAUUUGUCCGUCAUACCGAGCUCUUUUUUCAUCUCGUCAUCUAAUUUACAGAUCCUUUAAAGUCGAAAAUUUUCUCAUUUCGAGGAUACGGGCGAGCAAAAUAUAUAUAUAAGUCUUAGCAAAGUAACAUUAAUACGAUUAAGUUUACGCGGAAAUAAUCGCCUAACGUAGAAACAUAAAUCAAAACGCUAGAAGACUAAUAAUAAGUGACUCGGAUCACAUGAUUUAUCCAUAUCUUGUAUAUCCUAAUAAGGGUAUCGUCUCGGUUUCUAUCUCUAAUUCGUAAAAUUAUUCGAAAAAUAACAAUUAUUAAAUAACGAUUAUUAAAUUAUUAAAUAACGAUAUUUCCAUAAAAUAAGCAAAUUUUUGGAUACUUCAUAAAUUCUUAUUCAUAAAUUUGACCUAAAAAUGCCAAUCUCGCUACUGUUUAAUGUUUAAUGGAAAAAAAAUUGGCAAGUUAUUCUUUUCGUCCAGCAAAUCGGUUAGAUUUUUACGUCGCUUGAAUCAGCAGCUAGAGAUAUUUAUUUCUAGCGAACAAACAAGCUUUGAAGAGGAAACAUAUCUAUCAAGUCGGUUAUGAGUAGAGAUAUAUUUUUAUCGUCUUUAAUGGAUAUAUAUACGAUAUGAGGAGAGGGAGGCGAAUAGCGAUUAAGGAAAAUAACUGUCCACAUUUCCCAUAUGCUGAGAGGCUUGCAUUUGUCGUGAGAUUCCUAUUGAAUGUUUGCCUUAAUUUCAGAGAUAAAAGUAUCGUUGAAUGUAAAUGAUAAAUUCUAUUUACGAAAAAAUUCUAAUUACAAAGAGGUAAAAGCGCGACUAAUAUUUUAAAAGUAUUUUUAAAUUUACUAUAUUUUUUAAUUGCCAUGUUUAUCCGCGCGUAAGAAAACUUAUGCAGUAAACAGGAAACAAGGAGAUCGGCGCAUUUCCGCUGAUGAUAUAAUUUGCCGCGGUAGAAUUUUUAACGUAAUUUUAAGGCGAGUGCAACAAGGAAAUAAUCAUCGAUAGUAACGUACAUGUGGCUUUGUAUAGGAGAGGCACUUAAUAACGUGCAAUAUUAAAAAUUACAAUUAACAUAUAAGAGAAUUGAAAAUUAUGUCACAAAACAUUACAUGCGGAUAUUAUGAAUAUUAAAUUUACAUUAUGGAUAUUAAACGUUAUAUACAUGACAAUUCCUUGUUGUACGUAAAGAUUGGACAUAAUUUUAAGAGAUUCAA
Camponotus floridanus (Florida carpenter ant) is the source of this 4668-nucleotide messenger RNA. RefSeq lists its product as uncharacterized. The transcript is spliced from 4 exons. The record is from RefSeq and is a predicted model, not a curated record. NCBI's taxonomy places the organism in Eukaryota, Metazoa, Arthropoda, Insecta, Hymenoptera, Formicidae. Bases 629 to 1159 code for a protein of 176 amino acids.